Molecule: messenger RNA, 3659 nt
Organism: Umbelopsis ramanniana AG
Lineage: Eukaryota; Fungi; Mucoromycota; Umbelopsidomycetes; Umbelopsidales; Umbelopsidaceae
Exons: 5
Coding region: 24-3413 (1129 amino acids)
Biological process (GO): chaperone-mediated protein complex assembly; mitochondrion organization; protein catabolic process
Cellular component (GO): mitochondrial matrix
Molecular function (GO): ATP hydrolysis activity; ATP-dependent peptidase activity; ATP binding
Source: RefSeq, a predicted model, not a curated record
GCAAUCGUUCAUUUACCUGCGACAUGAGCUCGUCAUUCUUGCUGCAUGUCGCAAAGACAAUCCCAAGAUCCUCCAUAAAGCAAUCGCUUCUGAAUCAAAUCACUGGCGCUUCCAAUCCUGCGCGAUCAUUUUCGUCCACGCCUCAAGUGAACCAUGCAUCCGGUCUGACCAUGUGGGGUGGUGAAGCCAUUGCCCAGUCUAUACGCAAUAGCCCUUCGCGUUCAGUGUUUGUCGCCCUUCAACCCAUUCGACCCUUCUCCUCCACCUCUGCGGCAGCUUUUAAGCACUCCAAAGUCUCAAACGCCGAGGUAUUGCGUGCCAACGAAAGCAACAACGAUGGGUCCGACCAGCCUCCCUCCAGUGGCGGCGACGGCCACGGUAACGGUGCUGCGAAUGGAGGUGAUGGAAAAGGGGGCGGUGAUGGCGACGGCGGCUCUCCUGUACACAAUAUUCAAAAGGCUCUUAAUGUCAUUGACAACCAAUUGCAAAAACCUUCCGUUCCCGAGGUCUAUCCGCAAGUGCUUGCACUUCCUAUCACACGUCGACCUUUGUUCCCUGGUUUCUACAAGGCUGUCGUCAUCAAGGACCCUCAAGUCACGGCGGCUAUCAAAGAACUUCUCAAGCGAGGUCAGCCGUACGUGGGAGCAUUUUUGUUGAAGGAUGAGGAACUGGAUAUCGAUACCAUUACCGACCUUAAUCAAGUUCAUCGUGUCGGUGUGUUUGCACAAAUUACCAGCGUGUUCCCUGCCAGCUCAGGUUCGAAAGAGGGUUCCAAGGAAGAUGCUGGCUUAACCGCCGUACUUUACCCACACCGUAGAAUUAGAAUUACCGAUUUGUUGCCCAUGGGUAAGCCUAACCAAGGCCAUGACAUGGCCAAGGAUGAGUCAGCCGGAUCUGGGGUUACCGCUGCGGUGGUCAAGGAUGAGGGUCCGCUGACAGAGCCUGUGGAAGUCCCAAAGUCGGAGAAAAAAUCUCAAAAGGCCAGUAGCAAGGAAUCUACCAUGAAGGACAAGGCUCCUGAAUCAGAUGUCAACAAGAAGACCGAUUUUGUCGAAGACCCUGCUGCAACUUCUAGCGCUGAACAGCAUGCACAAUAUGCUACGUCUUUCUUAGCCAAGGACUACGCUGUCUCACUCGUCAACGUUGACAACAUGGAAGAUGUUCCUUAUUCUAAGAAAGACCAAGUCAUUCGUGCUGUCACGUCGGAAAUUGUUUCGGUAUUUAAGGAUAUCGCUUCCUUGAACCCAUUGUUCCGUGAUCAAAUUGCCAGUUUUUCAAUGUCACAAUCCGCUGGCAAUGUUUUUGAAGAGCCGGCCAAGCUCGCCGACUUUGCUGCUGCCGUAUCUGCUGGCGAACCCAAUGAACUGCAGGACGUUUUGGAGUGUCUCUCUGUUGAAGAACGUCUCCAGAAAGCUCUGUUGGUAUUGAAGAAGGAGCUCAUGAACGCCCAAUUGCAAAACAAGAUUUCAAAGGAAGUCGAGAGCAAGAUUGCCAAACGCCAGCGGGAAUAUUAUCUUAUGGAACAACUCAAGGGUAUCAAGAAAGAGCUAGGUCUCGAGAGUGAUGGUAAAGAUAAGCUUGUAGAGGGUUUCAAGGAAAAGGCCGAGAAACUGGCCAUGCCUGCGGCAGUCAAGAAAGUGUUUGACGAGGAAAUCAACAAGCUCGCCCAUCUUGAGCCAGCUGCAUCAGAAUUCAACGUGACUCGAAACUACCUGGAUUGGCUUACGCAAAUUCCAUGGGGUCAGCGAUCACAGGAAAACUACAACAUCAAGCACGCCGUCACUGUCUUGGAUGAAGAUCACUAUGGACUUCAAGACGUAAAGGAUCGUAUCUUGGAAUUCAUUGCUGUUGGUAAACUGCGCGGUACUGUCGAAGGCAAGAUCUUGUGUUUGGUCGGUCCCCCUGGUGUCGGUAAAACUUCCAUUGGUAAGAGUAUCGCCAGAGCUUUGGAUCGCCAAUUCUAUCGAUUCUCUGUCGGUGGAUUAAGCGACGUGGCUGAAAUCAAGGGUCACCGAAGAACCUAUGUUGGAGCCAUGCCCGGUAAAGUGAUUCAAGCACUCAAGAAGGUUCAAACAGAAAAUCCUCUGGUUUUAAUUGAUGAGGUAGAUAAAAUUGGAAAGGGUCAUCAAGGUGAUCCAUCUUCUGCUCUUCUCGAACUUCUGGAUCCCGAACAGAACUCCAGCUUCUUGGAUCAUUACAUGGAUGUCCCUGUUGAUCUGUCCAAGGUUUUGUUUGUUUGUACUGCCAAUGUUUUGGAUACUAUUCCCGGCCCACUUCUUGACCGUAUGGAAGUGAUUCAACUCUCUGGUUAUGUUGCGGAUGAAAAGGUCGCAAUUGCCGAGAAGUACUUGUCUCCCACCGCCAAAACAGCUGCUGGUUUGGAGCAUGUCAAUGUCAACUUGACCAAGGAAGCCAUUGAAAGCUUGAUCAAGAACUAUUGCCGUGAAAGUGGUGUUCGUAACUUGAAGAAGCAGAUUGAUAAAGUAUAUCGCAAGGCCGCUUUGAAGAUCGUCAAGGACAUUGGCGAGGACCAUCUUCAACAGCAACCCGGUGAUACCGCAAAGGCUUUCAGUGUUGAGGAAGGCGCUGAAAAUGUUCAUGAGAAGCCCGGCGAAGAGAGCUUGGAUCCCCAUAAGGAAGUCCAUGAAGCCGGUGAAGACAUUACGUCCAAGGAACGUCACCCUAUUGACAUUCCCAAGUCCAUCCAAGUUGACAUCACCACUGACUCAUUGAAAGACUAUGUUGGACCCCCAGUCUUCCACUCUGAUCGUCUAUAUGACCAAACACCACCAGGUGUUGUCAUGGGUCUUGCUUGGACCAGCCUUGGCGGCUCAUCUUUAUAUAUUGAAUCCGUUCUUGAAUCACCUCUCACUCCAAAGUCCUCCCCUAAACUUUCCAAGACCGGACAACUUGGUGAUGUCAUGAAGGAGUCAAGCACUAUUGCUUAUACGUUUGCCAAGUCUCUCUUAGCAAACAAAUUCCCCAAGAAUGCUUUCUUUGAAAAGGCUCAAGUUCAUUUGCAUUGUCCGGCUGGUGCUGUACCCAAGGAUGGACCUAGUGCCGGUGUGACCAUGGCCACUGCCCUCAUUUCAUUGGCCUUGAACCGCCCUAUUAAUCCUAACAUCGCUAUGACUGGUGAACUCACCGUCACUGGAAAGGUGUUGCAAAUCGGCGGACUUAAGGAGAAGACCAUUGCAGCCAAGCGAUCCAACGUCAACACUGUUUUGUUCCCCAAGGACAACCAAUCUGACUGGGAUGACCUUCCCGAACACAUCAAGGAAGGUAUGACUGGCGUUCCCGUCGACCACUAUGACGAUGUGUUCAAGAUCUGUUUCGAAGGCAUCGACCCUCAACAAGCCGAGAACGUGUGGGCAGACAAGCUGAAGGAAGACGAGACCACGGCCAGCAAAUAGAUUCAUUCCCUCGGACACCAAAAAAAAAAAAAAUUGCGCUUAUAAUUAAACCCUUCAAUCUAGGAAGGCUUCUCUAUUACUUCAAUCACUCUCCUCCCUCCACUUUCCUGUAGUAUCUGUAACAAAUUUGCAUUAGCUGUUGAUUGAAACGUAGUCAAAUAACAAGAAAAGUUUAAACAGCGGAUGAAGGAUUGUCUGAAGUGGGAUAGUAAACCACAAGGUGAACAUAAGGAUCAAACAAAAAUA